This is a messenger RNA of Aedes albopictus (Asian tiger mosquito), 2274 nucleotides long. RefSeq lists its product as uncharacterized. The record is from RefSeq and is a predicted model, not a curated record. The transcript is spliced from 2 exons. Lineage: Eukaryota; Metazoa; Arthropoda; Insecta; Diptera; Culicidae. Gene Ontology annotation, molecular function: nucleic acid binding. Gene Ontology annotation, biological process: DNA integration. Bases 214 to 1515 code for a protein of 433 amino acids.
CCUUUCAUCUGCGUCAAUGAGUUCUCGAGUUGGGAGAGAUUACGCAGGGUAGUCGCAUAUGUUCAUCGCUUCGUCACUAACUGUCGUCAGACCCGCUCUGGAAACUCGACGACCACCGGGCCGCUUUCUGCGCACGAACUCAUAACCGCCGAGUGUACGCUUAUUCGUCUCGCUCAGUUCGAAUGCUUUCCCGACGAAGUCUCGGUUCUUAAAAUGCCAUCCUCAAGCGAAGACGCACCCACGAGAACCGUCCCCAAGACCAGUAAUUUGUUUCAACUGACACCAUGGCUGGACAGCAAUGGGAUCAUGCGAAUGCGAAGCCGCAUCGCGGCAUGUCACUACGCCACCGAGGAUGCCAAACAGCCCAUAAUACUCGCCCAAAAGCACCACACCACCAGCCUGAUCGUCAGACAUUAUCACUGCAAAUACCAUCACCUUAACCACGAAACGGUGAUCAAUGAGAUCAGGCAGAAAUAUCAAAUUCCGCGCUUGCGCGUCUGUUACCAACAAGUUCGUAAAGCCUGCCAGACGUGUAAGAACAACCACGCAGCACCAACUCCACCGUACAUGGCCGACCUUCCACCCGCCCGCCUUGAAGCUUUUUCACGGCCAUUCACCCACACCGGGGUCGAUUACUUCGGUCCAAUCGAAGUCACCAUCGGAAGAAGAGUCGAGAAGCGCUGGGGGAUGUUAGCCACAUGUCUGACCGUCCGAGCGAUCCAUUUAGAGGUCGUACAUUCCCUUAGCGCGAGCUCGUGCAUCAUGGCGCUCCGAAACUUCAUGGCACGUCGUGGCACACCUCGGAAGAUCUACAGCGAUCGUGGAACGAACUUCGUGGGAGCAAAUCGAGAGCUACUGCAGCUAUACGAAGCAGUUAACCAGCACGCGCUCAUGACGGAGUUUGCCGAUUCAGGAGUUGAAUGGGUCUUCAAUCCACCUCUCUCACCGCACAUGGGCGGUAGCUGGGAAAGGCUAAUCCGCACCGUAAAGAACAACCUCACAGCAGUGUGUUCGUCGGCAAGGCAGUCCGACGAGGUAUUGAGAAACUUACUCACAGAAGUAGAAAAUAUCGUAAAUUCGAGGCCACUAUCCCACGUACCGAUAGACGAGGACUCGGCCCCAGCGCUGACACCAAACCACUUCCUUCUCGGAUCGUCGAACGGAUGCAAACCGCUUACCAACUUGGACUACAGCGGAGCAGCACUUCGUCAGAACUGGCUGACGUCCCAGGUUCUGGCAAACCUUUACUGGCGGCGGUGGGUGUCAGACUACCUACCGGAAAUCACCCGCAGAACCAAGUGGUUUGAACGACCCAAGCCCAUAUCCAUUGGAGAUGUAGUGGUCAUUGCCGACCCAAAUAUGCCCCGCAACUGUUGGCCGAAGGGGAAAAUAAUCGGUACCAGAGUCAGUGUAGAUGGCCAGGUUCGAUCAGCUACUGUGAGGACAACAAGAGGUAUCUACGAGCGCCCAGCGACAAAAUUGGCAGUCCUAGAUGUCCAACGCGUCGAUAAGUAAGCCAACCGGAAGUUUGCGUACCGUGGGGGAGUGUUGGCCUACCCCAUUAGGCCAGCGCGCACAUCUAUAGACACGGUAUCUACACUGUUCGUUACCACACGAGCGCUGCGAUGGAUGACAUGGGAGUGACAGGUAUACGACCUGUCACCGGGUGAGUCUACGAAGAGAUGACAAAAACGAACUGUGUUAUGCAGAUGUGUAGUGAUAAAUAUCUCCCUAAAAUUAGCUUAUUUCUAUUAUGCCCCUUGAAUUAGAACCUAAAAUAAGUGAAUUUUAAAUACUAUUUUCCCCAUCCAUAAUUUCAACGCUGAAUUGGUAAGAUUAGUUCCGUUAAAAGUGCUUUACAUCAGUUCUAAUAUUGACUUGUAUUAGGUAACCUAAAUCACACAACAUCUCCCUCCCAUUGAAUUUCGCCCAGAGCAACCAAAUCACUAUCGAUCCCGAUCUGUAACAAAACUCGUCUAGAUCACGACACAUAAGGGAACUAAACGUAAGUAAAAAUGAUAAUCAAUUUAAUUCACUGUUACCAUAUAUUGGACUGCCUGUAUGUUGCUAGACAGGGGUUCACAAAUCAAUCUUCACGUAGCAUUUGUUCAAUAUUGUUAGUUAUUCCUAAAAUCGAAUGAUUGUAAUUCUAAGAUGAUCCGUAUUUCCCUUUAGGAAAAUUAUAUUCUCUACGUUAUUACCACAAACCGGAUCGCGUGUUCUUAUUUCACUUCCGGUGGAGAAUCAUAAUUCCGGAAAAUCCCUCACGUUGGA